AUGCCCAUACGUACAGGCAACAAUGUCUUUGUCCUUUAUGGGACCGACGAUGCCUUGAAGGCUGACGAUGGACCAGACUCACGCUGCGAGAUGAACAUAAAUACAGUGGUGAAGUCCACCUCAACCAAAACCAGCAACAAGAAAAAGACAACAAGCACCAAAAGAAUGUGCCAGUACAGCCGCACCGUCUUCACCUGCACCCAGUGCGGCGAAGCCUUUAACUACCGGAUGAUGAUGCGCGUGCCGUGCGCCCGGGUCCUCUGCGGGCAGGUCACCAACUGCGGAGUCCAGACCAUUGUGAGCAACCACACCGUCCGACGUGGUCGGUGCGGCAAGCAUUAA
Molecule: messenger RNA, 342 nt
Organism: Pyricularia grisea
Lineage: Eukaryota; Fungi; Ascomycota; Sordariomycetes; Magnaporthales; Pyriculariaceae
Exons: 2
Coding region: 1-342 (113 amino acids)
Source: RefSeq, a predicted model, not a curated record